UCCGUGUUUUGAGUUUAAGUUUAAGAUGGGGGGCCAGCAUUCUCAAUUCACGGAAGAAGAACUGAAAGAUUAUCAGGAACUGACGUACUUUACUCAAAAGGAAAUCUUACAUUGUCAUAAAAGAUUUUCACAACUUGAUCCAGACGCUGUGAGACUUAACAAAAAUGCAAAACUUUCAUCAAGAUUGAUCAUGACCUUACCAGAGCUAAGGGUGAAUCCCUUUAAAGACAGAAUUUGUAAAGUAUUUUCCUCAUCCAAGGAUGGAGAACUGACAUUUGAAGAUUUCCUGGAUAUGAUGUCUGUUUUCAGUGAAAAUGCUCCUAAGAGUGUAAAAGUGGAGUAUGCUUUUAGGAUUUAUGAUUUCAAUGACGAUGAUUACAUCUGUGAUAAUGAUCUAAAAAAAGUUAUCCAGCGACUGUGUGGGGAGCAGAGGUUGUCUGAUGAUAAUGUGAAUGCUUUAAUUCAAAAGAUAUUUGACGAAGCUGAUCUGGAUGAUGACAGUCAACUUUCUUUUGCUGAAUUUGAGCACGUGAUAUCAAAGGCACCAGACUUUGUUAACUCUUUCAGGAUCCGUGUGUAAAGACCAUCAGUCCAACACAGCUCUAAUGCAUUUCUCGUCCAUGGACUGUCGUUAAUUUCAAUAUUUGUAAACUGGUAAACUGGUAGUUGUGGGGCGUUGCUUUGUUACAGACAAAGAUUAUUUCAAUGCAUUAGGGGAGAUUAAUAGAGCUUAAAUCAGGUGUGAAUUUUUUAAGGCGGGUCCUUAGCUUGAAUACAUGCAAAAGUGUUUUGUAAAUGAGAGUAAGUGAGUAAUCAUCCUGAGGAGCUAAACAUCUAUUUUUGCCGUUACUCGCACACCCUCAUUCGUUUGUAUUUGUACAGUGUAUACUACCUUUGCAUGACACUUUCUUAAUGCUAGUUAACGUGUCGUUCUUCUGAGAAACUCAUAGUGAUUAGAGAUUUGGGGUUUACAAGACUGCUAUGAAAAAAAAUUUUGGAUAAUGAUCGCGAUCCAGAUAGAACAUUCUCCGCUUUGAUGUACGUGAGUAAAUACUCGACUUUAGGCAGACGGCACUACUUUCUGAUCUGUGCUAUCGGUGUUUGCCGGGUCUCUGGCCAUUUCUGUGUAUGACUGAAUCGGGAAAUUCCAUGUGUGCUUUUUGAUUACGUGAACAUGUUGACUAGAAAUGAAGAUUUUAAAGAGGGGGGGAGGGGUUCUUUCAUACAUCGAGAGGCUGCAACAUUCGAUAUUUCUAUAUUAGCUUUGUAAAAUAAAGGCACAUUUGCACUAACUGAACUUUGUAUGCCGGCUUUGAAAUUCUGUAAUCUCUGAGAAAUAUCAUCAUAAAAAAUUCUCUACGAUUGGGUCAGCUGUGUCUUUAACUGUAGCUUUCGCUAUGUCGUGAAACUUACUUGUAUCACUCAAACUUUUUUGCUUCUGUGAGCAUCAUAAUUUUUAAUUUUUGUACAAUGACGGGUGAAUUAGUUUAGGAUACGUAAGCUUGUUGCUUAUCCAGAGCGUUUAGAUGUUACGUAAGGGACGUGUUUGGUAGUGAGCUUGGGUGCUCUUCUUUAUUUAUCACAAAUAAACUAAUUUUGAUAAACUGGG
Pocillopora verrucosa is the source of this 1609-nucleotide messenger RNA. Its product is annotated as calcium and integrin-binding family member 2-like. The record is from RefSeq and is a predicted model, not a curated record. Gene Ontology annotation, molecular function: calcium ion binding; magnesium ion binding. NCBI's taxonomy places the organism in Eukaryota, Metazoa, Cnidaria, Anthozoa, Scleractinia, Pocilloporidae.